Aspergillus welwitschiae is the source of this 1455-nucleotide messenger RNA. RefSeq lists its product as uncharacterized. The record is from RefSeq and is a predicted model, not a curated record. The transcript has 3 exons. Bases 1 to 1455 code for a protein of 484 amino acids. NCBI's taxonomy places the organism in Eukaryota, Fungi, Ascomycota, Eurotiomycetes, Eurotiales, Aspergillaceae.
AUGUCUCACAGUCCUCCACUGGAGGAUCCGGUCGUCGUUCCAGUCUGGAUCUAUAACUUCGCCAAAUAUAUUUCACGGGGCAAGUACAUUUUUGCUAUCCUGUGUGCGAGCGCUCUGGUCAUCAUUUUGUUUGGCCUUGGGAUAGCAAGUUACGCACUAAUAAGAUACAUCGAUAGAAGAUGGCCGGCUCCAGUCCUUGUAGGGGCUUACACGCCUAAAACCCUCGACGAGCUUUGUUGGGUGUACGGAUGGUCCUCACCUGGUAGCAAGGAACGCGUCAUCAUCAACCUUCCUGCAGGCCCAAUAUUUAACCUACUCCGUUCUCAAUCAUCUGGAGAGGCUAUCCCUCAAACAGUUAACAACGGCGACAAUGCACCCAUUGCAGAAGCGGAGCGAUUGUCACAAAUAGCGUCCACCACAUCCUCGACAAUAGUGACAGUCAACUACCGUCUGGGGGUUUCCCCAGCCACUCCUAACGAACUAACCCUUAACCAAAACCCGUACAAAUACCCUACUCCCAUCCAUGACACACUCGCCGGGUUCGACUGGGUCCAGAAGACUCUUCAACCCCAGCGCCUAGGGAUCCUAGGCACGCACAUCGGCGGCUCCCUCGCUCUCAUGCUCUCCCUAACAGAAGCAAUAUCCAUCCAAGCAGUAGCGGCCAUUGACCCCAUCUGCGACUGGACUUCGCUUGAUGAGCAUUGCAUUCAACAACCGCCCUCCAGUGAUGCUGAUGGACACAUUAUAUCAAGCAGCAGCAGGAAAGGCCCCCGCGGAGGAGGAACUGCACCCCACGACCUCGUUUCCCUUCUUACCGCAAGAAAAGCGUUUUUCUCCACUCCCGAGAGAUAUUUCGACGCAUUUGCGUCGCCGUUGCUAUUUCUUCGCUCGCCAGGGAAGAAUGUUCCUCGUUCUUUCCCGGAGUAUCUCACCGGUCCGGAGUACCCCAUUCCUAUUCUGAAAGCCAAAGAAAGUGUAUCUGCGGAAGAUGAUCUCAUCGAUCACUUCUGGGAUGUGAAUCUUGGGGAAGAGGACAGCAUGAGUGAGGUGUCUAGUAACUGUGAGACAAAACGAGGUCCGCCUCGUCGGCGGAAGGCGCUCUCCCGAUGGCCUCCGUUCGGCCUUGAUUACGGGACUAGUGGUCCGGCGUGGCAUAAUCCUCGUCAUGGGAUCAAGCGCCUCGAGAUGGAACUUCCUUGGGUGAGGAUCUUUGCUCGAGUUGAUGAUUCUGUCUCAAUAUCGAAAGCCUCUACAAAGAACAAGAAUACAAAGCCAAGCGUGCUAUCUCAGCAGGCCAAUGAAAUGAUCGAUGUCAUGCGAAGAUCUUGCUUCUGGGGGCGCGAAAAGGGAUAUAGCGAGAGUAGAGUCACUCUCUGUUCAUAUCCACAUGAUCAGCAGGUGGAUGAUGCAAGGGAAUUGGCGGGCCUAUGGCUACGAGAGAAGACGGCGGAUUGA